Messenger RNA from Drosophila obscura, 18212 nucleotides. RefSeq lists its product as uncharacterized. Gene Ontology annotation, cellular component: nucleus; chromatin. The record is from RefSeq and is a predicted model, not a curated record. NCBI's taxonomy places the organism in Eukaryota, Metazoa, Arthropoda, Insecta, Diptera, Drosophilidae. Gene Ontology annotation, biological process: regulation of gene expression; chromatin remodeling. Gene Ontology annotation, molecular function: ATP hydrolysis activity; ATP binding; chromatin binding.
UUUCAACAAAACAAAAUGGAGGUUCGUGUGGUGCGUUGUCCGACAUAGUGCUGCUAGAAUUCUGCAUUAAACGCUGUGAGCAAAUGUGUUUCACUGCGAAUAUGUCAAAGGUCGGCCAUGAAGUGCGCGAAACAAGAAAAUCAAAUGACUUUAAUAAUACUAUAUAAAAGCAACAUCAAGACGUUAAAUUGCACAUCAGCUGUAAUUAAGUUUAGUAGUUAGAAACAAAAGAAAUCUAUAAACCAAUAUAAUAUACAUAAAUAUAUAUAAAUAGUGAAAGAAAGUGUGAAAGAGGAGGCCCGCCCCCACAACAACAACAACAUAAACGUAUAUAUAUAUUCAGGGGUUCCAGACAACCCCCCAACAUCCCAAAACGGAACUUGAACUCGAACUCGAAACCAAAAUCCAGUUCCAGUGGCAGUUCCCCGGAUUCCACCUUUUGACAACGGCCACGCGCAGAGAGCAGCAUCAAAAUUAAGCCAAUAGACGACCAAACAUAAAAAAACGCAGCGUCGCGUCUCCAUCGACGUGUAACGGACAUUUCUGUGUGCGCUGCGUUUCAAAAAUCUGAUGGAUGGAAAUGCACAAAAUAUGUUUCACGGAAAUCAUCAAGGAGAUCCCUAUUACCGUUACGAUGCGGCCGCCGCCGCAGCAGCCGCCGCAGCGGCAAAUCCUCGGGCAAUGGGCCCACCGGGCGGCUAUCCGCCGCGCCACAGAGCCCCACAUCCGCUACAGCAGCAGCCACAAUAUCCAUCGUACCAGCCAACGGCGGAGAAUCUGUACGGGCUGGGGGCCGCCGAUCAGCAUGCGGCGAGCAUGGGCGUCGGAGUCGGUGUGGGCGUUGGAAUGGGUGAUCUAAGUGGAUGGGGAGCAGCCCCCUCGGUCCCGGGACAGGCAGCAGCGUAUCCGGGUGCUGGUCUGGGGGCCUAUGGUCAUCCGCAGGCGGCUCCACCGGCGCAGCAGCAGCGCCAGAGCAAUGCCAGCGCCUACCGCCAACAUAUGCCCGCGUACGGACAGCAGGAGCAGCAGAAACUAGCUCCAUACGGCGCCCAGCAGAGCAUGAUGACGGGCUACGGGAGUCUGGCGCCCCAGCAGCAACAGCAGCAACAGCAACCGCCCACGCCACAGCAGCAACAGCAGCAGCAACAACAGCAGCAGCAGAGCCAGCAGCAGGCUCGACUGCCGCAGCACUAUCCGCAGGUCCCUGGCCAGCAUCCCCUCUAUCCCGGCGUGGGAGUGGGCGUGAGUGGGGCACCGACAAGUGCUCUUCAAGCGGGACAACCGGCCGCACCGCAGGCCUAUGCCCACAGUCCGUACGGCAGUCCGAUGCAGCAUCAGCCGGGACGGGGUGCCCCCCAGCAUGUGGGCUACGGGCAUGCGGGACUCGAUCAGGCCUCGGCCUACGGCCAGCAUGUGCCGAGUGCAGCGCCCCCGGGCCACCAUUUGACCGCGCAGCAGCAGCAGGCAGCGCAGCAAUUGGGGGCCCACCAGCAGCAGCAGCUCCAAUCGCAGCAACAGCAGCAGGCGCAACAACAGCAGCAGCCGAAUCAUGUGGGUCUGAUGCAGCAGCAGCAACAGAUCCCAGGAGCCGGCCUGCCGCCACCACACAUGGGCAUGCCGCCCAGCUAUGGGAGCCACCACCAGCAGCAGCAGCAACAGGUGAACCCCCAGCAGCAACAACAGCAGCAGCAGGCUGCGCCUCCCUACAUGUCCUCGAGCAAGCAUCAACAGGCGGCGGCACAGCUCAACUCAUCGCCACAGUACAGGGCGCCGUUCCCCCAACUAUCGCCACAAAUGUCGCCACGUCCGCCCACCAUGUCACCUCAUCCACAGAUGUCACCGCGACCGGUGGGCGUAUCGCCAGCGAAGCCACCGCCACAGAGCAGUCAGGGACAACAACAGCAGCAACAGGUGAACGCUCAGCAGCAGCAGCAGCAGGUGAACACCCAGCCCAGCCAGCACAGCAUACAGGGAAUGGUGGGGCUUCCGUCGCCCAGGCCACAGCCACCGGUCGGUGGGAACACGGUGGGAGCCAUGCCGCCCAGUGUCGGUGUGGUUCCUACACCGGUAAACACUCUCCAGGCCCUCGAACAAAUGGUAAUGCCCACCCAGGCGCAUGGCCUGCCACCAAUGGACUAUCCUUCGGCGUACAGGAGUGCUGUUGUGGGUCCCAGGAUGCCAGCCUCACCAUCACCACAGCAGCAGCAGCAUCACCAGCAAUGGGGUGGCCCCCAGCAUAUGGCGGCCAUGCAGCAGCAACAGGCACAGCAGCAGCAAGUGCAACAGCAGCAGCAGCAACAAGCACCACCACCCGCCGCACAGCAGCAGCAGCAGGCGGCGGCAAUGUUACAGGCAGCCCAGCAGCAGCAUCACCAGCAACAAUUAAGCAUGUACGGCCAGGCAAUGGGGCAGCAGCAGCAGCAACCACAGCCAACACAGCAGCAACAGGUGGUUGUGCCACCAGUGGUCGCACAGCCGCAGCCACCAGUGGCAACACCACAACAGCAGCAACAACAACAACAACAGCAGCAACAGGUGCAGCAGCAGCACCAACAGCAGCAACAGCAACAACAACAGCAAUCCCUCAAUGACCAACUGCAGCAUUCCAUCAACGAUAUUGUGGGAGGAGGCGGUGGCAGCUCUGGAGGAAGCAGCAAUCAACAGCAGCAGCAGCAGCCCCAAAUCUCGGCCAUGUCCUCGCCUUUGCAUCAGCAGAGUCUCCCCAGCAUGCAUCAUUUGAUGCAACAGCCCAAUAUGGAGGCAGCAGCAGCAGCACCUCCGCAACAGCAGCAGCAGCAGCCACAACAACCAACGUUGACAUCGCCGCAUCAUCAGUUGCAACAUCAAUCGCCCAUACAUCAACAGUCGCCACAUCACCAACAGCAGCAGCAGCAGCAUCUGCCGACUUACAAUCAAUCGCAGGUGCAGGUGCAGUCGCAGGCGCAGCAGCAACAGUUUGACCCGUUUUCCAAUAUAUUGGGUGAUGCCAGCAGUCAGGCGGCAGCGUCGGCAGCACAACCACAGGCGCAGGCCCAGGCACAGCAACAGAUCAUGUCGCCGGCCCAUGUGAGUUCCCCAAUACCACAACAGAUGCAGCAGCAGCUGCAGCAGCAGACCCCACAGCAGCAGCAACAGCAGCAGACCCCCAGGCAAGUCCAACACCAGCAGGCCCCCACGACACCCUCCCAUCAUUUGAGCAGCAUACUUAAUGAGACCGCUAACUCCAAUGAUUCGUCCACUUUGGCUGUGGCCGCGAAUGACAGCAACAACAGCAGCAGCAACAGUAGCACCAACAGCAUCGUGAACAAUCAGCCAACGUCCGUUCACGACAGCAACUCGCAGAGCAGCAUCAAUAGCAACAAUCAACAGCAGCUCCUAAUGGAUAGAGAUACGAAUUCGCAUGGGGCGACUUCAGAGCACUCCACACAGCAUGCGGUGGGCGUAGAUGUGGGGCUGUUUGAUCAAAAUUCCAUGUCCUCGUCGAGUGCGGCAGUGGCUGCUGUGGCCUCGAAUGCUGCCUCGGCAGCGGCUGCACUGCUGGACAGCAAUUCGCAGUCAUCGAAUACGGAAUUCGAGAAAAAUCAAAGCGAAAGUGAGGGUUUGAGUGGCAGCACAGGCACAGGAGGUGCCGCCUCUGUAACCGAAACGGAACUGCCACAAGAUGAGACGAGCAUGUCCAAGACGCAGGAUAUAGCAUCCAUGGGGGCCACAGAGCUGCUGCCAGUGGUGGGGCAAGAUGAUCUGCUGGACAAGACCACAGAGGAGCUCGAACAGACAACAUUGAGCCAGCCAGAUCUCUCGACCUCUCUCUCAGAGGACCCGAAAUCCGGGGAGGAAAUGUCUGAAGAGAAAUCCCAGCCAGCAACAGCCGUGCAGACGGAAAGCAAUACCCCAGCAGCACUCACGGGACCGGGUGCGGGAGCGGUACCGCCUGCUAUUCCUCCGAUGGGUAUGCCUUUGCAUCCUUUGGCCCCGGGCUAUGAUGCACAGGCACAGGUUAUGCCUCCAAUGCUGCCACCAUAUGCAGCAGGAGCGGGCAUGUAUCCCCCCUAUCCGAUGCUGCAUCAACAGGAGAUAGCGGCACUGCAACAGCAGAUCCAGGAACUGUAUUGCAUGCCCCCGGGCCACGAGCAUCAGGACAAGUUGAUGCGCCUGCAGGAGCGUUUGAAUCUGCUGCAGCAGCACGAGAUGGCCGAACAGUGUGCGGGCGGGCCGCAGUGUGUGCUCUUCCAGAGCAUGCCACCGUACAUGGCAGGGGGACCGAAUCCUCUGCUCAAUCAGCAGAUGGUGGAGUCUCCCCAGGUGUCCUCGACCACGGGCAGGGGACGCAAGGGUGCGAAUAAACCAAGGAAACCGCGUGCCAAAAAGGGCGACAAAGCGGGACAGGCGGGCAGCCAGCAGGAUCUGAUGGACAUCAGCGGGAAUGUUGUGGUGGCAGCAGCCAACGCUGCCAUUCCCACCACACAGCUGCCUGUUUCCGAGGAUUGUGUGACCCAAGGAGCGGGCGACACGAGUGUCGUAGGGAUGCUCGAGUACAGCGAGGGCAUGGGAGAUCUGUCGCAGGAUGUGCACUCGGCCAACGAGCUGGACACCUCCACCGAUGGCAGCGGCAAAAAGAAGAAGCCGCGCAAGCCCCGCACCCCCAAGGACCCCAACAAACCGCCACGCGACAGGACGCCCAAAGUGAAGAAGACCCGUGAUCCCAUGGAUCCCAAUUCCACAGAUUCCCCGGGUGCUGGCCGCAAACGCGGCAGUGUCGGGAAGCGUCGCAAGCAGUACGGCGAGGAGGGUGCGGAACCACCAGGAGACGGCAGCGAAGUGGAGGAUAACAAGCCGCUGGUCCCCAAGUCGGGAUCCGCUGAUGCCGAUGGCGAAGCCGAGCCCACAUCCGGCGGAGGUGGGGCAGGAGUCGAUGGCGAGUCGCCCGACUAUGACGACAUUCCCGUGUCGAAGAUUCCACGCAGCGCAACUGAAGAGGAUAAGGAUCCCGAGGCGGGAGACGAGACUGUGGAUUCAGUGCCGGACUCUGCAGGUGAUGCUGCCUCGACGCCCAGUCGCAGGGAUCGCAAGCGAUCCACCGCGAGGAGUCGCCGCAAUGCAAACUCCGAGGAUGGAGGCAGUGCCCGGCGCAAUCGUGGUUCCCUGUCGGCCAAGGCCCUCAAGAAGCGAAGGAAUCGCGGAAGGAUUGUACCCGAAUCCGAUGGCGAAGACGAUACCAUGGAUCGCACGCCCCCGCCAUCGCCACCACCCGACUCGGAGCUGGACUCGAACAAACGCCGCUCUUCGAGGAACACACAACGCAAGAAGUACGUCGAUGAUGUGAUGCUACGAUUCUCCGAUGACGAGAAUUCCCUGCUGGUGGCAUCGCCCGUCAAAAAGGACAAGAAAUCGUCGGCCGCGGCCAAUGCCGCCAACUCGAAUGCCGGCAGCGAUGUGGAGAAGGCAGAGCCCCAAUCUGGUGCCGAGGGUGAGGCUGGGAACUCUGCGGGCGAGGGCGAGAAGCCUUCCCUGGCGAUGGACGAGAACAGCCAACUGGAGGCCAGUUCCAGCACCUCGGCAGCAGCCGCCGCUGCAGCAGAAAAGGAGCGUCAAAGCUCGAGCGAUGCGGCAUCCGCUGCUAUGUCCUCGAAGCCCAAUUAUGUGUACAUCAACACUGGAGAUGAGGAUAGCAUGGUGGUGCAACUGGUGCUGGCCAUGCGCAUGGGCAAACGUGAGCUAAUCCCCGAGGUGCCCAAAGAGAAGACGCCCGAGCCGGAGCCAGCGAAAACGCCGUCAUCGCCAUCGCCAAAAGAGGAAACAGUGGCAUCGGCAGACAGUGAAGAUGCUACGAAAAAGGAUAAAGAAACGGAAGAUACACUCAAAACCGAGGGAGAAACCGAAACUGAAUCCAAGGAUGGGGAAAGCAAACUUGAGGAAAAGGAAAAGAAACCAAAACCAGAAACAGAGUCCUCUGAAAUGGAAGUCGACGACACGAAAGAGGAACCUCUCGACAAAGAAGAAACGGAGAAAUCCGAAGAAGAAUCCUCGGAAAAAUCCGAUGAGGAGAAAAUGGAAAUUGAUGAAACUGAAACGACUGAAGCGACAGCUGUAAAAUCCCCAGAGGAACCAAAAUCCGAGGCAGAAGAUGAAGAAGCCGCCAAGACUGAUGAAGAAGAAACCGCCGCCACUGUGGCACCCGAGGAAGAGGAUAAGGAAUCGGAGACCGAGGAUGAGACCAAGGAAUCAGAGACCUCCGACAAAAUGGAAGUGGAUGAAAAUGUCGGAGACUCGCCAAAGUCACCAAAGCCAGCAGCAGCAGCAGCAACAACAGCAGAAGAAGGGGAAGCUGAGGAGGCCAAGACAAGCGUCAAGAGUCCAUCCUCCAAGACAGAGGAAACAGAUGAAACAAAACCUGCCGCGGAGAAGGAAUCCACAGAUAAAGAAGCCGCGCCCAAAGUGGGUGAAGAAAGCGAGAAGAAAGAAUCAAGCGAUGAAGAUGGGGAUUCGGAAGCGAAGGACAAGGAGAACAAACCGGAACCCGUUUACAUCGAUGUAGAGGAAUAUUUCGUGAAAUAUCGUAAUUUCAGCUACCUCCAUUGCGAGUGGCGCACCGAGGAGGAGCUGCUCAAGGGCGAUCGCCGUGUGGCCGCCAAGAUACGUCGCUUCCAGCAGAAGCAAGCCCAGCAGGUGAACAUCUUCGAGAACAUCGAAGAGGAGCCCUUCAAUCAGGACUUUACCGAAGUCGAUCGCGUGCUCGACAUGUCCGUGCAUACGGAUGAGAACAGUGGCGAGACCACAAAGCAUUAUCUCGUCAAGUGGAAGUCCCUGCCUUACGAGGACUGCACCUGGGAGCUCGAGGAGGACGUUGACAAUGACAAAAUCGAGCAGUAUCUGCGCUUCAACAAGACCCCAUUGCGUUGCGAGUGGAAGAGCCGCAAGCGUCCGCAUCCCGAACAAUGGAAGAAGCUGGAGAAGACGCCCAUCUACAAGGCGGGCAACAGUUUGCGUCCCUACCAGCUGGAGGGUCUCAAUUGGUUGAAGUUCUCCUGGUUCAACACCCACAACUGCAUACUGGCCGAUGAAAUGGGUCUCGGCAAGACCAUACAGAGCUUGACCUUUGUCCAUUCGGUUUAUGAGUUUGGAAUACGAGGACCAUUUCUGGUUAUAGCCCCCCUUUCGACGAUACCCAAUUGGCAGCGAGAGUUUGAGGGUUGGACGGACAUGAACAUUGUGGUGUAUCACGGUUCGGUGACCAGCAAACAGAUGAUACAGGACUACGAGUUCUACUACAAAACGGACAGUGGAAAGGUGCUGAAGGAGCCCAUUAAGUUUAAUGUACUUAUAACCACCUUUGAGAUGAUUGUCACGGACUAUAUGGACCUCAAGCAAUUCAAUUGGCGUCUGUGCGUGAUUGAUGAGGCACAUCGAUUGAAGAAUCGGAAUUGUAAACUCCUCGAGGGAUUGCGACAGCUGAAUCUGGAGCAUAGGGUCCUACUGUCGGGCACACCACUCCAGAACAAUAUUAGCGAACUGUUUUCGCUGUUGAAUUUCCUCGAGCCCGCGCAGUUCUCCUCCCAGGAGGAGUUUAUGUCCGAAUUCGGAAACCUUCGGAAUGAGGAGGAGGUGAACAAACUGCAGGCACUGCUGAAACCCAUGAUGUUGCGGCGUCUCAAAGAUGAUGUCGAGAAAUCGCUGGCCCCCAAAGAGGAAACCAUCAUCGAGGUGGAGCUCACGAAUAUCCAGAAGAAGUACUAUCGCGGCAUACUCGAACAGAACUUUAGUUUCCUGAAGAAGGGCACCACAUCGGCCAAUAUACCCAAUCUGAUGAACACCAUGAUGGAGCUACGCAAGUGCUGCAUUCAUCCAUAUCUGCUCAAUGGAGCCGAGGAGCAGAUUCAAUACGAUUUCAAGUCGCAACAUGGCGAAGAUCCCGAGUCCUAUUACAAGAAUUUGAUUCUAUCGGCGGGUAAAAUGGUGUUGAUUGACAAACUCCUGCCCAAACUGAAGGCUAAUGGUCAUCGCGUGCUGAUCUUCAGUCAGAUGGUACGCUGCCUGGAUAUUCUAGAGGACUAUCUGGUCUACCGGAAGUAUCCCUUUGAGCGGAUCGAUGGACGCAUUCGCGGUAAUCUCCGACAGGAAGCCAUCGAUCGCUACUCGAAACCCGGCUCCGAUCGCUUUGUCUUCCUGCUCUGCACGAAGGCAGGCGGAUUGGGCAUCAAUCUGACGGCGGCCGAUACGGUGAUCAUCUACGAUUCGGACUGGAAUCCCCAGAAUGAUUUGCAGGCCCAGGCCCGAUGCCAUCGCAUCGGGCAGCGCAAAAUGGUGAAGAUCUAUCGUCUGCUCUGCAGGAACACCUACGAGCGGGAGAUGUUCGACAAGGCCUCGAUGAAGCUCGGACUCGACAAGGCCGUCCUCCAGUCGAUGAACACCCAGGGCUCCAAGGAUGGCAACAACAAGCAGUUGACCAAAAAGGAGAUUGAAGAUCUCCUCAAAAAGGGUGCCUAUGGGGCCGUCAUGGACGAUGACAAUGCCGGGGAUAAGUUCUGCGAGGAGGAUAUCGAUUCGAUCCUAAAGCGACGCACUCAGAUCAUUACCAUGGAAUCGGAGAAAGGUUCAACCUUCUCGAAGGCCUCCUUUGCCGCCUCCGGCAAUCGAUCGGACAUCACCAUCGAUGAUCCCGACUUUUGGACCAAAUGGGCCAAGAAAGUGGACAUAGACCCCGAUGCCUGUGAACGCGACGAGACCGAAGAUCUGGUACUCUCCGAGCCACGACGACGCACUCAGAUCAAACGCUAUGGUCAUGAGGAUGUAAUGGAGCUCAAUUCUGAGGAUUCGUCGAAUGAAAACAGCGAUGAAGAGGGCGGAAUAGGUCUACGUUCGCGACGCCGCAAGGAGAAGCGCGAUCGCGCCAGGGACAAACGAGAGAAAGGCCAUGAGGAGUACUUACCACGUGAGCGUGAUGCGUUGGCCGCCCUGGGUUUGGAGGAGAUUCAGUAUGGCAAUUGGGCAAAAUCCGAAUGCUUCAAGGUGGAAAAGGGUCUGCUUUCCUUUGGUUGGGGCCGUUGGUCAGAACUAUUGGAAUUGGGAUCAUUCAAGCGGGGCUGGCGUGAUAUUGAUGUUGAGGAUUGUGCACGCAUAAUUCUUCUCUACUGCCUGCAGGUUUACAAGGGGGACGAGAAGAUCAAGACAUUCAUCUGGGAUCUCAUUACGCCCACGGAGGAUGGAGAGGUGCAGAAGAUCAGCAGGGAUCAUAGUGGCCUACACAAUUUGGUGCCACGAGGACGGAAUGGAGGAAAGUCGAAUAAGGAGUCCACUGGCAGCUCCACACCAGCACCGGGCACUGCCUCGGGCAGCAACAGUGGCAACACGACCCCCGCACACAAGUCGAGUGCUCUGGAUGGAAGUGGAGACAAGGAUGGACUCGGCGGUGGAGGAGUCAGUGCCAGUGCUGUGGCUGCAGCUGUUGCCACUCCCAUGAGCAUCCAUGAUCCAAAUCACUGGAGCAAGAAGGAGAAGUACGAUGCGGAUGCCUAUCUUGAAGGCGCCUACAAGAAGCAUUUGGGCAGACACGCCAAUAAGGUUUUACUGCGCGUACGAAUGCUCUACUACAUACAGCACGAGGUGAUUGGUGAAUUCGUUCAACAGAUCAAGGAUAACACUCCGAUCAGCGAGCUCCCCAUUCGCCCGCCGCCAACGCCAGAUCAAGUGCCAUCCUCAUGGUGGAAUCCCAUUUGUUGUGAUAAGAGUCUAUUGGUCGGAACCUACAAGCAUGGCUGUGAAAUGUAUCGUCAAAUGCGCGCCGAUCCCAAUCUGUGCUUUGUCACCCAUGUGGGCGCCGGUGCCGGUGACGAUUUGGCCGUCACGAAUUUGCCGAUAAUCGAAGAUGAUGCAAAUUCUAAGCACGAUGACGGCGAUGAGGUCGACGAUGAUGGGACGACAACGACCAAAGAUUCGGACUCCACAAAGUUGACGGGUGGCGACAACAAGGACUCGCUCGAUCCGGAGCGUCCCAGUUCGUCGGGUAAGACCAUCAUCAGCAGCAGUAGCAGCAGCGGCGAUGGAAACGGCACCGAAGCGGCCACCAAAGCUAAAGCUAAAGCGAAUGCUAAUGCCAGCAGUAACCUGGAAUCGUCGUCGUCUGGCCCGACUGAGGGCAAUGGCAGCGCCGUCGAGGCGACCACCGAUCAGCAGCCAGCUGAAGCACUCCCAGAAUCGGCAGACUCCCAGAAUCAAGAAACGAAAAGCACAAAAGAUAAGGCUAAGAGCGAGGUACCAUCCGGUGAGGCGGUCGGAGCUUCCAGCUCAAUCUCGGGCGGCACCACAUCCUCCUCCUCCUCGACGCCUGAAGCUGACUCCAGUUCGGCGGAGGCAGGAGGAGAUGCUGCUGCGAGUGGGGUCGAAGCGAUGACUGUCGACUCCGGAGAAGUAACCAGCGCAUUGGACACUGAAAUGGAAGCUAAGACAAAGAACCAAAACAAAAGCAAUGGCGAGGAGGCUUCUACGACAGCUGCUGCUGGAGGCACCGCCGAGGAUGCCGCUGCCAUUGCUCUGGCCGAUGCUGCCGGCUCACCCGAAUCAUGCACUAACGCUACCACAAAUAUCACCACCACCACCACCACUACUACUACUACUACUUCCAUAACCAAUCCAUCAUCCAACACCACCACCACAACCACCUCAGCGUCUGCAGCGGCGACGGCCAAUUCAAACACCGAAAAUGCUAACUCCAACUCAAAUUUAGGCCUGGACGAGGAGGAGAGUGUCGCCGGUAGUUAUCCACCGACAGUGGCCGCUGUCGAGGAUGCCACCACCAUGUGGCCAUCGAUGCAGGAUCUGAAUACGCGGCUUCGACGCGUCAUCACCGCUUACCAGCGCAACUACAAGAAGGAAGAGCUCAAGCAGCAGCAGAAGGCCAAGCUACAGGCAUUGGUCUCCUCAACGCCACCUCUAUCGGUGCCCACAACGCCCACCCUUCAGUCCAUGCAAAUGCAAAUGCAGGGCGGUAGUGGCAACGCCGGCUCCUCGGUCGGUGGCUCCAAUUCGAGUGGCAUCGGCAGUGGGUCGAGCAGCCAGCUGCAACAGCAACUCGAUCCGAGUGGACGCAGCCUUCAGGCACUGAUGCAAUCGCAGGGCGCCAGCACAUCGGCAGCGGCGGCCGCUGCAGCAGCCGCAGCCGCUGGCGGCUCAGCGGGUGGAUCGGGGUCGACGGGCGGCGGCCAUGGAAUGGGACAGCAGGGCGGCGGAUCGACGGUUCCGGCGAUGCCCACCGCCGCCGAUAUCAGCCUAAUGUUGAGCAUCCUCAACACCACCGACGUCAGCCAGUUGGCCAAUUUGGAUAUCAAUAAGCUGGCCAUGUACCUCGUCAGCAUGAACAAUAAAAUGGAACGCCAGGGCAAAAUGGAGAUGGCGGCCAAGGAGCGCGAGGCCCAGCGACUGCAGCUUAUUCCCAAAAAAUGGAAUCGCCGCGAGGAGUACGAGUUCCUGCGCGUUCUCACCGGCUACGGUGUGGAUUUGCAUUUGACCACACCCAUGGGCGGAUCAAUGGGAGGCAGUGGCAGCAGCCUCACCCCCGACUGGACAAAAUUCAAACAGAUGGCCCAUUUGGAGCGAAAGAGCGACGAAACUCUGACGGACUACUACAAGGUCUUUGUGGCCAUGUGCAAGCGUCAGGCGGGGCUCAAGCUGAGCGAAUCGGAGCGCGGACUGGAGGGCAUCAUCGAGGAGAUCGAGAAGGAGCAUGCUAAGCUCAUACUGGACCGACUGGAGCUGCUAUCGAAAUUGCGCGAAGUGGCGCGCAAUCCGCAUCUGGAGGAGCGACUCAAGAUGUGCGCCAUGAAUGCGGACACCCCCGACUGGUGGGAGCCCGGACGCCACGACAAGGAGCUGAUUGCGGCAGUGCUUAAGCACGGACUCUAUCGCUCGGAGACGUUCAUCUUUAAUGAUCCCAACUUUAGCUUUUGCGAGUCGGAGAAGCGCUUCAUCCGGGAGUUGGAGGCACAGAUUCAGCGCACCAUUAAGCUGGAGGCCUUCAAUGCGGAGAAGGCGGAGAAGCUGGCCGCGGCAGAGAAGGCAGCAGCGGCAGAAGUAGCAGCAGCGUCGGCAGCGGCAACAGCAGCAGCAGCUGCAGCUGCUGUUAAGAACGAGGUGAUCGACUUGGACGAUGAACUGAUGACCGAUAAGAGUGUAAUAAAAAGGGAGGCGACUCCUGCCACGACGCCCGUCAAAGAUGAGGUCAAGGCGGAGGAGGAGAGCCCCGAGAAGAAGAAGGAAACACCUGAAUCCCCGAAGGAAGCUUCCGCCAAGAAGAGCGAAGAGGAGGAGGCCGCGCUUGUUGCAGAGGCAACAGAAGAUGCAUCCAAAAUCAAGGAAGAAGAUGCAGUCAAGGCAGACUCCUCUCCAGUGAAAGAGCCUAUCCUACCCGCCGCUGAGGAAAAGUCCAGCGAAGCGGAGAAGGAUGCAUCUGCUGCAUCAGAUGAGUCCAAAUCCAGCGAAGAUAAAAUGGAAGGGGAUGAGCCGAUAGCCGAAAAUGGGGAGGAGAAGGAUGAUGCUACGACGACGACAUCACCAGAAGUGGAGGCAGAGGAUGCAUCCACAGAGUCUGCAUCAGCGGAGGAGAAAAAGUCGAAAGCCAGCGAUGAGGCCAAGGAAAAAACCGAAUCCGUGGAAGAUGAAACCUCCAAAAUGGAGAUUGACGAUGGAGAAGUGGUUGCCACAGAGGAGAGGGAGAAGGAGAAGUCUGCGGCAGUGGAAUCAUCAGCAGAGAAGGAGCUCUCCACCGAAAAGGAUGAACAAACCUCCGUUGUAGAACCAAAAGGUGAUAAGUCUCCCUCCAAGGACAAAACUGAGGAGAAAGAUAAAGACAAAGAGGAGAAGAAGGCGAAGGCACCUUCCGAAGAGGCAGAAGCUUCAGUGGAGAAAACGCCAACGCCAGUGGAUGCAGAGGCAGAACUUACUGUCACACCCCCGAAAAAGGCGACAGAGAAGCCACCAAGUGAAGAGGAAAUCCUGGAUCUGGUUGCUGCCGGUCCACCCACCGAUCCCGACGACGAUGAGGUGAUGAAGGAGAAGGAGAAGGCCGUCGAGGAGGAGUGCAAGAAGCAAGCCGCCGAGCUGAAGGCCCGCUUCCCCGAUCUCGAGGUCAUCCAACCAGCCACCGUGAAGCAGCAGAAGCUCGAGAAACCGAAGCUGGAGAUGUGCAUGAUUCGCUGGUUCAAGGACUUCGCAUUGGAGCGACGCAUCGCCCACAUCGUCACGUGUGUGGAGGCCAACAAGUGGCCGGUGGACAGCAAGUACAGUGCCUUUGCCAGCUGCAAGGGUGCCACCGAUCUGAAUAUCGCCCUGCACGAGUCGAUACCCCAUCUGAUGAACAGCGUGGAGCGACGCUCGACCACACCCGAUGUGAUCACCAUCACGACGGAUCAGGGCGUCACGAAGCAUCUGCAGGCAUCGCAAAUGCAGCAGGUGGCUGCCAGCGGCAGCAGCAGCAACAACAACAGCUCCUCCGCGGGAGGACAACUCUCAUCGGGAAUGGGAUCGGGAUCAGGAUCCCUGAAGCAAUCGACGGCGACCACGCUGCCAGGUCUCGAUGCCAAUAGCAUCAAUGCGGCGGUGGCUGCCGCUGUGGCCGCUGCAGCGGCUGGUGGGAAUCCCACAUCGCUGUCAUCCCUGCUGCCAGGCAUGUCCCUGAGUGCAGCAACCGCAUCCUCGGGGUCUAGCAGUGUCGGUGGGGGCUUGAGCGUCCCCAGUGGCAUGUCCUCCAGUGCUGGCAAGAAGCGCAAGCGUCACAUUGCCAUCGAUGUGGAGACGGAGCGGGCGAAACUGCACGCCCUGCUCAACAGCUCAACAAUGGCACCCAAAGAUUGGGAGAGUGAAAUAGCCAAUAUGGAGGCUUUGACAGGCACUGGCUCUGGACGUGGACGUGGCGGAAGCGGCGGAUCCUCCUCGGCUGCCCUGAGUGGCAUGCAGCCGCCGCCGGCGCAUCAGCACACCUCCCUCUCGCGACAGCAAUCGUCGGGACAAUUUAGCAAGCCCGCUGUGCCGGCCAUGAAGACGCCUCCACCAUCCAUGGGUGCGCCCAUGGAUCUGUCCUCAAGUCUACCCAAAAUGAACAUGACGGAAAUGCUCAAGUCAGCCUCUAGUGCGGGGGCCAUCGAUCUAAGCGAAGUGCAGGACUUUUCCAUGCCAUCGAAAAAGUCGAGUGUCCAUGCUGCCCUCAGCAGCGCCUUCCCCUCGAUGGGGGGCAGCAAGAGCAAACUGGAUGAUACGCUCAACAAAUUAAUGAAAAAGAAUAAUUGCACCAUUGAGGAGCCAGUUAUUGGCAAAGAAAAGAAACGCAAGAAGCUGGAUGAGAUCGUUCUGGGUCUCUCGGCCGCCAAGGAGCAAAAGACCUUCCCGGAUCCAUCGUUGCCAUCCUCGAAGAAGCCCCAGAUUCCGCCGAGUGUCUCGGUGACGCCUGCCAAUAUGCAAUCGUCGUCCAGCCAGCAGCAGCAAUCGAAUCAAAAACCCUUCACCAUCACUGUUACCACAGUGCCCGGAAAGUCCAAGGGCGGAUCAUCAGGAGGAGGCGGCGCAAGCUCCUCGGGCAGCGGCAGCGGCGGCGGGGGCUUGAGCGCCCUGCAGAACAUGGCCAUGGGCGGACUGUCGUCAAAGGACAGCCUGAAUGCCUUGCUCGCACAGACCAUGGCCACCGAUCCGCAGACGUUCCUCAAGCAGCAGCAGAAGAUGAUGCAAUUCCUGCCCCCUGCCCAGCGCAAGGCCUACGAGAACAUGCUCGCCGAAAUGGAGCAGGCGAUGAAGCUCAGCUCCAAGUAUUCCAAUUCCCCCCACGACACCAAGGUCAACAAGUGGCUCUCGGACAUGACCAGUCCACUGAGCGAUCAGCUAAGCAUUGACUAUGUUGGCGGUGGCGGCGGAGUCGGCAGCAGCGGAGCUGGUGGCUCCUCCUCAAAUAGUCGCCGCUCCAAUCGAGGCGGCGGCAGUUCCCAGCAAUCUGCAAGUGCGGCACAGCUCCAAAAGCAGCAGCAGCAACAACAACAGCAGCAGCAACAACAGCAGCAGCAGCAACAACAACAGCAGCAGCAGCAGCAACAACAACAACAACAACAACAGCAGCAACAACAGCAGUCGAUGGCAGGGCCACAGAACCUCACGGGAGAGGAGCCAGUGCCAGUGAUUAACAAGCAAACGGGCAAGCGUCUGGGUGGCAACAAGGCACCGCAACUGAAGCGAUUAAUGCAAUGGCUCACGGAGAAUCCCAACUAUGAGGUGGAUCCCAAAUGGCUCGAGCAAAUGCAGAAUCCCAUGUCUGCUCCCUCGCCAAAGCCCAGCUCAAUGGACAGCUAUGGCUCGCCGGCUGUGAAGUCGCAUGGCGGACGACCCUCUUCGAAUUCCAGCAAUGCCUCUUCGUCGUCCCACAACCAACAGCAGCAACAGCAGCAACAACAACAGCAGCAGCAGAGUGCCGCUCAAUCGCCGGCUGGCAAUCAAUCGAGCCAAUCAAAGAAGUCGUCGCGUCAACAGUCGGCUGCGGCGGCUGCCUUGGAUCAGGCGGCGUUGCAGUUCAGCUCGCUGGCGGGACUCAAUCCCAGUUUGUUGGCCAAUCUGCCGGGACUGGGAGGCUUCGAUCCGAAGAAUCCGCUGGCGGCCUUUGACCCCAAGAAUCCGCUGCUCUCGAUGCCCUUCGGGGGCAUGCCUGGAAUGGCGAAUCUCCCCGGAUUGGGCAAUCUAAACAACAUGAAUCUGUUUGCCAGCCUCGCGGGCAUGGGAGGAUUGGGUAAUCUGGCGGGAAUGGACGCCAAUUCGCUGGCUGCGCUCAUGGCUGCUGCUGGGCCAACGCUGGGGGGCCUCACAGGCGCCUCGGGCGGGGGUUCCGGCAAGAGUCAGUCGCAGGUCGGCGGUGGUGGCAACUCAUCCUCCUCGUCCAGCAAGAAGAAACAACAGCAGCAGAGCGAGGCGGCACAACUGGCGGCCGCGGCAGCAGCCGCUGCAGCAGUGAAUGCUGGCGGUGGCUCAUCCGGUGGCGGAGGACAAGGAGGCAAGAAUGCGGCAGCAUCGCAGGCCUCCCAAUUGGCCGCCGGCUUUCCGUUCCUCUUCCCCAAUCCGUCGCUGCUGUACCCGCCCAUGGGGCUGGGUGGCCUCAAUCCCUACUCCCUGGGAUCGAGUGGCCUCGGCUCGGCCUACGACCAGCUGGCCCAGCAGUACAACCUGCUGAACGGAGUGGCGGCCACCUCGUCGGCGGCCAACACCUCCUCGACGCAGUCCAAGUCUCACCAGUCGCAGUCCAAGUCGAGCAAUUCUCGCAACUCGGCGGCUGCGGCGAAUGCCGCCGCCUCCAACUCGGCGGCCAAUCUGAUGAAUGCGAUGGCCAGCAUGAGCGGUGCCCAGAGCGUGGCCAGCACCGUGACGACGCCGUCCAGCUCCAGUUCGGGACGCGGCAGGCAAUCGAGCAGCCGCAAUGCCCAGGCGACGCCCACCGCGGCGGACAUGGCGCAGCUGAGCAGCCUCCUGAUGCCUGGCGCGGAUCCCCAUCUGCUGGAGUCGCUCAGCCGGAUGAGCAGCAUGGAUCUAGCCCAGGCCACGCGCCUGAUGAGCUCCCUGGGUAUGCCACCGCUGCCGGCGCCCUCGAGCAGUGGCAGUUCGAGUGCCAGCAGCAAGCGGGCGGCCGCUGCCGCCGCCAACGAAGCCUCCAAUGCCGCAGCGCAGGCGGAGAAAAUGGCUGCCAAGGAGCAGCAGAAGUGGUUCGAGAGCCUUGCACGUGGAGCCCUGCCCACGGAUCUGGCCGCACUGCAGGCCUUCUCACAGGGCAAGAUGCCCUCCUCGUCGUCCUCCUCGAACACGGGAGGCGGCAACUCCUCGUCCAGCAAGAGCUCCAAGUCCGCCUCGAAUGCGGCAGCAGCUGCAGCAGCGGCGGCGGCAGCGGCAGCCGCACAACUGCCACAGAUUCCGGGAAUGUCGAGCGACUUUUCGCAGGCAUUCCUCGCUGAGAUGGCCGCCCAGGCGAUGGCUGCGGCCGGCGGCUCCCUGCCAUUGAGUGGACCCGGAUCGUUGGCCUCACUCGCGGGUCUUACGGGAGGAUCCCAGGGCAACAGCUCCUCCGGCGGCAACAGCAAUUCCUCUGCGUCGAAGCGGCAGCGGGAACAGGACGCCUUCAAGCAACAGAUGGACUACUACACCAAGACCCUGGGUCUGGGAUCGGGCAUAUCGCUGAUACCCACGUCCUCGUCGGGCGGCAGCUCCAGCAGUUCGGCCAAUGCUGCGGCUGCUGCCUACGCCGCCGCCCUCGACGCGGAGCAGCAACACCACCAGCAACAACAACAGCAGCAGCAACAACAUCAGCAGCAGCAGCAACAGAAGUCGAAGCGAUCCCGCAGCGAGAUGCAUCCCACGAAGGAGGAGCUGGCCAAUGCCGCCGCCGCUUUGGCUGCCGGACUGCCGCUGAAUCUGGGGGCCAGCAUGAGCAGCAUUGAGAAGAGCCUGAGGGCGGGAAGCAGCUCCAGCAGCAGCUCCACACCAGCUCCCAUGUCCGUGGAGCAGGACAAGGUGACCCUGACGCCCUUGAACUCUGGCGGUGGUGGAGGAGGAUCCUCCUCAUCGAAUGCGGCAGCUGCAGGACUGGCGGCCAAUCUGCCGUCGCAGACGACCAUCACCAUAGCACCGCCCAUCAGCAGUGGAGCGAGUACGAGCAGCGAGCGCUCCGAACGCUCAGAGUCGCGCAUUUCCCUGACCAUCACGAAUGCAGCGGACGCCGCCAAGCUGCCUCCGCCCUACGAGGAGGCCGACGAGCUGAUCAUUCAGCCGAUACUCAAGAAGCCAGCGGCACCCGGAAGCAGUCACGGCGGCAGUGUCGAGGAUCUCGAUGCCGCUGGCAACACAUCGGCCGCCAACCUCAGUGGGUCAUCCUCAUCAUCGGCCGCCGCGGCGGCUGCAGCGGCUGCCGAAGAGAAUCGCCGGUCUUCCAAUCGCCUGAAGCGACCACGCUCCGGCAACGACCAGGCAGCCGCCAUGGAACAGCCGCCCGAGAAGCGACGCGAACUACGGUCCACCCGGCAUACGCGCCAGUCGGCGGAUGCCGCCACGCUGAAUCUAUCGGCGGGCAGCGAAUCGGAGGACCGGAACGAAUGAGUAUUGCGGAGAUCCGAGCGAACGCGCUAGCAGGACGAAAGGGCCCCCGAAAGGGGGGCCAUAACUAGACGACAAAACCCCAAGGAGACGAAAAAGAAAGUAAUAAUCAAGAA